This is a messenger RNA of Cryptotermes secundus, 2515 nucleotides long. RefSeq names its product myb-like protein Q. The transcript is spliced from 2 exons. The record is from RefSeq and is a predicted model, not a curated record. Bases 217 to 1347 code for a protein of 376 amino acids. Gene Ontology annotation, biological process: positive regulation of DNA-templated transcription. Gene Ontology annotation, cellular component: nuclear body. Lineage: Eukaryota; Metazoa; Arthropoda; Insecta; Blattodea; Kalotermitidae.
UCAAAUUGACGUUUGGAAGUGAGGCAAAGAAGUGAAUUAAUUAAAUUAGAGUUAUGAUUUAAUUAUUGUACUUUCCGUCGAUGGAAGUGAUAAUCUGCCCUCCUCGAAUUUAGUUCCUAAUCAUUUGAGAUUUUGUUAUAUUGAUCGCUGUAUACCAGAAAUGUAUUGAUAAACUAUUGUGUUAAAAGUAACGCUUCUUCCGUGAGCAUUUAAAAAAUGACGAUGCAAAAGAAAAGAACCACAAACUUUCGUGAAGAUGAAACGAAGCUUCUGAUUCAGUUAUGGGGUAGCCCGUCUAUUCAGACCCAGAUGAGUGCCUGUCACAGGAAAGCGCCAAUAAUGAUUCAGCUUGCGUCAAUGAUGCAGCAGUAUGGUUUUUAUCGGACUCCAGAGGAGAUUACGACAAGAAUCAGAAAUUUGAAGUGUAUAUAUCACAGGAUAAAGAAGACUCUUAGCACUGGCCUAAUUACUGAUCCUGACUGGCAUCAUUUUAAAGCCAUGGAUGCUAUUCUUGGUGAUGGAAUGACAGCCCACAGAUAUAGUAUAGGCAUGAAUGGUUUUCCAAGAAAAGAGAUAAAGAAGGAAGUAGUUGACGUGGAAGAUAUUAUAAACUCGAAGUACAGUAACGACAGUCACAGUUCAGGCUGUGAUGAUGAUGAUGAUGGAGACACUGUCGGAAAUUAUAUAGCCUCAUCACCAAUGCAAGGCCUGACUAUCACAUCAUCAACACCAGUCAUUGCAGGACCAUCAUCGACCAGCAGGGUUAGUAGUUCAGCUGCUUUACACAAGGCAAAAUAUGGAGAUGACGAUGAACCAACGGCUGGUAGUGAAGAGCCCAAACGGCAGCGGCUUCAACGACCCACCGUUGGGAGAUCAAGACACAGAGAGGAUUCACUACCAAAUAGUCCAGACACAAGACCACAGCAAGAGCAAUCUGAAGUAACAAGUCUUCUUCAGCAGUUGUUGGAUGUUGAGAGAGAACAUUUGGAGAUAGAAAAGCAACGCCUUGAAUUCGAUAGGAAGGUCGGAUGUCAGCUCAUGGCACUUAUUCCAAUAGUGGGAAGUGUACUCCAGAAUCAGUUCCUUCUUCAACAACAGCAGCAACAACACCAUCACAAUCACCAGCAGCAACAACAACAACAACAAGAACAACAACAGCAACACCAGCAGCAGCAACAUGAAGGUCAAGAUACUGCAGAAUCUCCAGAAAACAAUAGCGAAAGAGAUUCAGAUCAGAAUUCCUGUGAUGAAGGCACUCAAAAUAAUGAGGUUCGUUCCUUGAGAGAGGAACUGUCAGCUGAUUUGGGCUGUGGAAUACUUCAGUCAUUCACUAAUUUUGGGUCCUAAUUCUCCAUAAUUUUUAGUGAAUAUUGUAAACUGUAUGUUAGAACAGGAUUUCUUUUUGUAACAAUUAUAGUACAAAGCAUCUGAUGGAAUUUAGAGGUACAAAUGUUUUUCUUUUUCAAAACUGAUAAAGGAAUAUCUUAAUUGAAACGUGACAUUGCUUUUAAUAUGUAUUUUGUAGUGUGAUAUUCAUAACAUAACACAUUCACUUAGUGAGAAAUGAGAUAUGUAAUUUUAACUAUGUAUUGCAUAUUAUUGUAGCAGUAUUUGGUACAUCUUUACAGCACAGUGACCAGUUAUUUAUGUCAAUUUUCUCUUGCAUGAUAUUCUGUGUAUUUAUGUAACAGUGAAGUUACAUGCAAUAUUUUUGCCUUAUAUUUAGAUGAAGAUUAAUUUGAUGACAAGUUAAGGAUAUUUUAGAUUAGUUUGGUUUAGGUUAGAUUUGUGUUAGAUCUUGUAAGCUGUAAUGCUGAAAUACACAGGAUAAUGGAUUGUGGUAAUCCAUCAUCUAACCCUGCCCACUUUCUCUUAUUGGUUAUUUUACUGUACAGUCGGUAUGUACAUUAUAUAGCACUGAAUGAUACGGUAAUUGAUGAAUUUUAAAUCAUUUGAAACGAAGUGGUCAGUAUCCCAGAAUUUGCCUGAAGCUACAGGAAAACCAUAAAGGAAACUCAGUUAAGAUAUCCAUUAUCCUGUCUGAAAUUCAAACCUAGCAGCUCCCAAAGGCAAUUUUUGGCAUUGCAGCUGUGUCAACCUGCUUGGUCCUGUCCGCUGUUCUUGCCAGUGGCCAAUACUUGGAGAGAAUACUACAAACCAUCUAACGUGUUCCACUGUUUCCUCAGCAUUCCAUGCUGGGAGUGCCAAGAGCACAGUGUGCAUCUGUCAAAGAUGAAUCUAAGGUGUUACUACUGCACCAACACACUUGGUUGUGCCAACUUGCCACCCAUCAGCCUACACCAGGACAGGUCAUCACUGACUGUCUAACUUGGCCCACUGUUCCCUUAAUAUCUUCUUCUGGGAGAACUGAAAGCAGGCUGCAUUAUUCAUCAUAUCAUCUGCAGGUGAUGGCGACAGGACAGUUUCUAAAAUGUUGGAUCCUAACUCCACCUUCACAUGGUUGAACAUCCCAGAAGACUCAGUCAUGUAACUAGAGCAUCAAUCCAGCAACAAG